CGGUUUCACUGCAUCGCAAAUUUUGAGUAUUGCGCGCUUAUACUUCAAUUCAUUAUAAAUUGGCUUUCAAUUUGAGAGAAGUGAUGAUAAACUUCCACCGCUGCAAUGCUCGACGUAAACGCUUAUUAUAUCCUUACAAUUAUCGUGAUAGCAUCUGGCUCAAUCCCCAAAGGCUACGAUGAAGGCGGCUUCAGCUCCGCCAUGAACUUGCCAUCCUUCAAGACCGACUUCGCCCUAACCCCCUCCCUCUGGAAAACCAACCCGUCGGGCCUCGCCAACCGAACCGCUAACAUCUCAUCCUUCGGCGUGCUCGGCGCUGCUAUCGGCUCCUUAAUCGCAAUAACUCUUAACGAUCGCUUGGGCCGACUCCGAUGCUGGCAACUCUGCAUGAUCGUCUGGAUGAGCGGAAACCUGAUGCAAACCUUUUCAUCGGGUAUCCUGGGCUUCAUGCUAUUUGCGCGUAUAUGGGGUGGCCUAGGGGCGGGAGGUCUGACGGUUGUCGCCCCUUUGUUUUUGUCAGAGAUUGCGCCGGCUAGAUCGAGGGGUAUGGUGGUUAGUAUUUAUAUGGUUGUUUUGCUGACUUUGCUUUCGGCUGGGUUCUUUGUUAGCUAUGGGGCGCAGAAGGGAUUACCUGCGACCAGACAGCAGUAUCGGUUGGUUAUGUCGAUUGCGCUUGUGCCAGCGGGUUUGGUGCUUAUUGCGUCGUUCUUUCUGAGCGACACGCCGAGGUGGCUUGCUUCCAAGGAUCGGACUGAGGAGGCGAUGAGUGUCCUUGCAAGGCUUCGAAAGGCUGACAAGGACACCAAGGCUGUCGAAGAGGAGUAUCAGGAACUGCAGCAUCAGAUGGAAACAAGACAACAAGCUCUCGAGGGUGUCUCGACAUGGACCAUCAUGAAAGAGAUUGCCACAAUCCGCACUUACCGUACACGAUUCCUGCUUGGACUUACAAUGCAAACCAUAGCCCAAUGGUCCGGUGGCAACGGCAUAACCUACUACAUCCCGCAAAUCUUCCUCUACGCCGGUGUAUCCGGCCCCAACACCUCGCUAAUAACGAGCGGCGCCUACGGGAUCGUCAAGCUCGUAUUCACCAUGGCUUUUACCUGGGGUCUAGUGGACGUCUUCGGCCGCCGGCGGUGCUUCAUGCUGGGACUUUUUCUGCAAUGCAUAACGCAUGUAUAUAUGGCAGUUUACAUGUCUAUUUUUCAAGAUGGCAGUAACAAACCCGCUUCCGACGCUGCCAUUGCGUCUGUCUUCAUCUAUGCUCUGGGGUGGUCGAUUGGGCUGUGUACUGUCCAGUAUUUAUAUGGCACAGAGAUCUACCCCACGCGGAUUAGGGGGGCGUGCUAUGCGGCCAAUAUGGCGGUGCAUUGGUUCUUCCAGUUUGCUGUGGUGAGAGUCACACCAAAUAUGUUUGUGAAUUUGGACGUCUGGGGGGCGUACGUUUUCUGGGUACUGAUAUGUGCGGUUGGCCUUGUGGUCUUGGGAUUCUGGGCCCCGGAGACGAAGGGCGUGCCGAUGGAGAGGAUGGAAGAGCUUUUUAGUGGUCCUUGGUAUAAGACUUGGAGGGCGAAGGUGGAUCUCACGCCAAUACAGCCUGAGAUUGCGAAAGUGAAUUUGGUUGGAAAGGCUCAGGAGGUGGGCAGUGUUUGAUCAUUCUAGGCUUGGAGGUGUCGGACCAUGCGGCACGCUGUUUGAUAGGCUGUUCGCUUCUGCAUUCAGAAAUUACGAUUCAACCGGGAGCGGUACCUGGACUAUACCACCAUUAAAAUCCGAUUUGGGUGGUCUGAGAAGACCGGCAACGCGGCAUUCCUAGACUUGCGACAGCAGUUUAGCGCCUCGUCACGAAGCGGCGUUAGGAACUAUCAAGAUCACAAUACAAACUGUUCAGGGCAGUUCUUAGCAAUAAUAUCUGUUGUUAUAUAUGUG
Molecule: messenger RNA, 1926 nt
Organism: Pseudomassariella vexata
Lineage: Eukaryota; Fungi; Ascomycota; Sordariomycetes; Amphisphaeriales; Pseudomassariaceae
Product: general substrate transporter
Exons: 3
Coding region: 106-1650 (514 amino acids)
Biological process (GO): transmembrane transport; carbohydrate transport
Cellular component (GO): membrane
Molecular function (GO): carbohydrate:proton symporter activity
Source: RefSeq, a predicted model, not a curated record